Molecule: messenger RNA, 1131 nt
Organism: Austrofundulus limnaeus
Lineage: Eukaryota; Metazoa; Chordata; Actinopteri; Cyprinodontiformes; Rivulidae
Gene: cacng7a
Product: calcium channel, voltage-dependent, gamma subunit 7a
Biological process (GO): positive regulation of synaptic transmission, glutamatergic; regulation of AMPA receptor activity; transmission of nerve impulse
Cellular component (GO): AMPA glutamate receptor complex; postsynaptic density membrane
Molecular function (GO): channel regulator activity; voltage-gated calcium channel activity
Source: RefSeq, a predicted model, not a curated record
AGAGGAGUGACAGAGGAGGAGCAGAGCGAGGGGAAACACAGGAGCAGAACGAUUUCAGGGAAAGAAACAAAAAAAGCAGAUUUUUUAGGAGAGAGGCUUCAUUAAGCAUCUCCAGCUCUUUUACUCUGCAGGAUGAGUUCGUUCAGUACUCGGGCUCUGACGCUGCUCUCCUCAGUUUUCGGGGCCUGCGGUUUGCUGUUGGUCGGCGUGGCCGUGUCCACGGAUUACUGGCUGCUCAUGGAGGAAGGGAUCGUCCUGCAGCAGAACCAGACCACUGAGGUCAAGAUGGCGCUGCAUUCCGGCCUGUGGAGAGUCUGCUUUGUGGCAGAAAUGGUCCGAACUGCCACGCCGUUCCCCAUGGUCUCCCUGCUGUUCGUUUUCACCGCCUUCGUCAUCAGCAACAUCGGUCACAUCCGGCCUCAGCGCACCAUCCUUGCCUUCGUAUCCGGGAUCUUCUUCAUCCUCUCAGGUCUGAGUCUGGUGGUGGGUUUGGUUUUAUACAUCUCCAGUAUAAAUGAUGAAGUGAUGAAUCGACCCAGAGAGCCCGAGCAGUUCUUCCACUACCGCUACGGCUGGUCCUUCGCCUUCGCUGCCUCCUCCUUCCUGCUAAAAGAGGGUGCAGGUGUAAUGUCGGUCUACCUCUUCAUGAAGCGUUACGCAGAGGAGGAGCUUUACCGCCCCCACCCUGCGCUCUACCGCCCCCGCAYGUCCGACUGCAGCAACUACAGCGGCCAAUUCCUUCACCCGGACUCCUGGGCUCCACCUCAGAGGGGCCGAAGUGCCUCCGACGUCUCGUCUGACAUUUCCAUCCAGCUCAACCAGACCCCGCCUCCGCAGCAGSCCUGUAAGGGGGGCAGCAGCUCCCAGGCGACGCCCUCCUCCUCUGGGCCUUCGUCAGCUGCYAGCUACCAGCUCCAGCCUGCGUCUUCCUCCUCUACCUCCUCCUCCUAUCCACACCCGCUUCAUCCGGGGGCCACAGCCACCCUAACCAGGGUCCCCCACGCCCACCCCCACUCGCAGCCCCAUCCCCAUCCGAGCGGACCCCCAUCUCAGUCCUUGCCGAUGGCAGCACCACCCGCUGCUGUGCCUCCYCCACGCUACCACACACGAAUGAGCGCCUCGCCAUGCUAG